Molecule: messenger RNA, 543 nt
Organism: Thyridium curvatum
Lineage: Eukaryota; Fungi; Ascomycota; Sordariomycetes; Thyridiales; Thyridiaceae
Exons: 3
Coding region: 1-543 (180 amino acids)
Source: RefSeq, a predicted model, not a curated record
AUGUCUUCCUCCCGGUCGGGCUCUAGUCAGGGCAGCAAGAAGCCCAGGGCCUCGCAGAAAUCCAUGCGUCAGCUUAUUGAGUCUCUUAGAAGCCACAGAGUCAAUACCCUCACAGAGCUCUGUCGAAUUGAGCGAGCUGCCGCGAGCUGCCAGAAUGAAGAGGAUGCUCAAGAGUUCCAGGGACCAAUGACCUCGGCUUGGGACUACUACGUUACCAGUCACCAAUUUCUGACAGAACUUCGUGGCCUUACCAGGAACUAUCCCUUCUGUGGCGACAUUGUGACGGAUGCCCAUUUCCGCGUGAGGAGCGACCCGGAGUCCAACCGGAGCUGGAAUCUCGCUUGGUUGUGUUUGAUCAAAAUACAAGACGACAACCUGAUCUCCAGCUAUGCUGCAGUCGAGGCUUCAAAGCCCGAAAUGUGGGGAGGGCGUUAUCCCGAACCAGAAGAGAGCGAGCAGCUUGCCCAGUGCUUUGAGUACGAAUGGAGUCAAGCUGUGGCCGGCAUGCUCCGACAUUGGCCGGUGCCUCCAACCUGGUACUAA